AUGCCUGAUAUUGAUCACAAGAUGGAGAUAAAGAGCGAAGAGGUCGAGGAGGCUAUUGGAGAGGGUACCGUUACUCACGCUCCAAGCGAAGCCAUGAGCAAUCGGAUCAAAAGAACAUUUGAUCGUCGUCUGCUGCCGAUUGUCUGCUGUCUUUACGUGCUCUCGUAUCUUGACCGAGGCAAUAUUGGCAACGCUAAGACAGCUGGGGUUGACGUCGAUCUUCAUCUCAACGACUCCCAGUGGGCAUGGGUUCUCAAUGCUUUCUACAUAUGCUAUGUUUGUUUCGAAUGGACAACAGUCCUCUGGAAAAUCUUUCCCGCUCAUAUCUACAUCGCGUGUCUUUGCGUUUUAUGGGGAGCAGCAGCAGCCUGCUCUGGGGCGGUGACAAACAUGGCCGGCUUGGUCGCCUGCCGAUGUCUAUUGGGCAUUUUCGAAGCUGCGUUUGGUGCUGGUGCACCCUACUUCCUCUCGCUCUUCUAUAGACGCAAAGAGCUUGGCUUCAGAGUCUCGAUUCUUCUUGGCAUGUCACCAUUGGCUAACUGCUUUGCUUCCGCCCUUGCGUAUGGCCUUACUCAAAUUCGAGGGAGUUUGAGACCUUGGCAGUAUCUCUUCAUCAUAGAGGGUCUGCCCACUGUCGCGUUCUCUGUUGUCGUAUACUUCCUCCUCGCAGAUUCCCCUGGUUCUGCCAAAUAUCUCACAGAGGAGGAGCAGAGGUAUGCCGUUGAGCGUCUGCAGGUUGUUGACCGGACCAAGAAGUCGGGCAUGAAGUGGUCCCAGGUUUUUGCCGGGAUAACAGACUACCAGAACUACAUGCACACACUCAUGCAUUUCUGCUGCAACUACUCCUUUGCCGGCCUCUCAAAUUUCCUUCCCACAAUUGUCAAAGACAUGGGAUAUUCUUCUAUCCAUGCCCAGGGACUGACUGCACCCGUCUACUUUGCAGCCUUCUUGUUGUGUGUGGUAGUAGCCAUCACCUCUGACAAGUAUGGCAAGCGUGGUUACCUUGUCAGCGGUUUUGCUUGUAUUGGAACUGUUGGAUACGCCCUCCUCAUCGUUGGCAGAGAGACACCUAUCCGAUACGCAGGUGUUUGGCUUGCUGCUUGCGGUGUUUACCCAGCGCUUUGCAUUAACAUUACUUGGUUGCUGAACAACCAGGGAGGUGACUCAAAGAGAGGCGCAGGUCUGGCCAUCCUGGCUACUUUUGGGCAGUGCAGUUCGUUCUUGAGCAGUGUCGUGUUCCCACAAAAGGAUAGUCCUCACUACACCAAGGGCGUCUCCAUUGGCUGUGGCCUGACUGCCUUGAUUGUGCUCCUAUCCCUCACGCUUCACUUUCUCUUGGAGCGUGAGAACAAGAGAAGGGACCGCGAGCACGGACCUGUCGGAUCAGACACUACGGUUGAUGUCACUGAGGAGGGCGACAAGAACAAGAAUUUCCGUUAUUUCACCUAA
Messenger RNA from Clonostachys rhizophaga, 1449 nucleotides. The record is from the annotation of a GenBank genome assembly. NCBI's taxonomy places the organism in Eukaryota, Fungi, Ascomycota, Sordariomycetes, Hypocreales, Bionectriaceae.